AUGUCAAGCAAAAGUGAGAAUUCGGAUUUUAUUGACAUGGUCUACAAUUAUGACUGGUCUUCAACUCAGUUUGGUCCUAUGGAUACUUGGGAUCCUGCUCUCAGAAAUGCUGCGAAUUUAUGUCUCAGAACUGAGUUUCCUAUGUGUAUCUAUUUCGAUCCCCCAAAUUGGGCAUUGUUAUAUAAUAAUGCAUUGGGAAAGCUGGCUAAAGAUAUUUGGCCCGAAAUAUUUGAGACUUAUAUGAAUACAAGGUUUAAUCGUGUAAUAACAACCGGCAAAGGUUUUUUCGGAUGCGAUCUACGUUGUAAAGUACAACGUGAUGAAUAUGAUGAAGAUGCUUACUUUACCUAUACAUAUAGCCCAAUUUUUAAAUCUGAUGGUACAAUCUGUGCUUUGUGGUGUUUAGCGCAAGAAACUACUCAAAAAGUUUUAAAUACUCGAAGACUUAAAUUACUUGAAGAUUUUGGUCAUCUUACUUCUAACAUUGAAUCCUUAGAAAGUGCUUGCGAUAUUAUAACAAAAAAGUUAAAAAACAAUGAAGAUAUUCCUUAUACAUUUAUUUACUUUGUAAAACAUAAUUUAAAUACUAGUUCUGAAUCUUCUUUAAUCGCUCAUUUAAUCUCUACGACUUUUGAUGAUGACGACAAAGAAAAAAGACAUAUUCCUGAUUAUUUACCAGAAACCCAUGAAAUAAUUGAUUUAUCUAAAGAUGUUAAUAAGAGCUAUGGUACAUAUAUAGAACUAAAACGAAUCAAUAUUCAAUCGAUAAUCAGAAAAUUGAGAAUGUUGGUACUGAUAAAAUAA
Dentiscutata heterogama is the source of this 804-nucleotide messenger RNA. NCBI's taxonomy places the organism in Eukaryota, Fungi, Glomeromycota, Glomeromycetes, Diversisporales, Gigasporaceae. The record is from the annotation of a GenBank genome assembly.